AAACCAACAUGGCGUCCAAACGAGUAUUGCCAGUUGGGUUGCAAUCGGCUCUUCCUGUAGGCCUUUCAGCAGCGAUGAGGGAAGAUAAAAAAAAUACCAGACCAACAAAUGUUCAACAGUUAAACGAAAUUUCCAUAACUGCACAAGGAUUACAAACGGUUGAAGAAAUUGUUAGCAAAGCGACCUAUUUGUUUCGAUGUUUGCAAGAAAAGAACAUGGUUGUGGACGACAAGUCUAAACAAGAAGCACGGAAUAACAACAAAAAAGUGCAGGAUACGUUGAAUAGUUUGAAGGAGCUAUUCUCUCGCCUGAGGGUUUUCUACGAUGAGAGUAACAGACGGAUAGAAAUCCCUAAUGGGGAAGAUUUGGAGGCUCUGAUUCCCUUGAGAACUUCAGAGGAAGAUUCUGACAUGGACACAUCCAAUGAUUCAACGGCACUUGGAAUUGAGCAUGAUACCCUUCAAGAGAAACUGAGAAGCAAGAACCAGGAAAUAAAAGAACUUAUAGAUAAGCUGAGAACUUUGAUAUGGGAUAUCAACACCAUGAUGGCUUUAAAACCAAGCUAAAGUAUCAGUUGUGCUUUAUUUGUACAAAGAAAUAGCAGCCAAUGUCCAACCAAACCCUUUCCUUCCUCAAGAUACUGAUUUUUAAUUCUUGUUAAUGUCUGCCAUACAUUUCUGAAAAUCUUACUUUUGUGAAUAUGGUGUUUAUUCAAGCACUAUCCCUUUAGUUGAUAUUUUUCAAUCUUCUCAUCACCUGACUGCUUGCUAGUCCACCAAUAUUAUAAGGAGAAAUGUAUUUUUGGUCAUUCAAGAGAGUGAAAGGGGUUACCUAUGCACUCUCAGACUUCUAAAGGAAACUGAAACAUACCAUUACCUGCAAGGAGCAUUUGAAUUUGAAAAUAAAUGGAAACCUUUAGGCAGGGUUUGCAAUGAGAAAUGUAACAGUUAAAGAAUAGUGUAAAGUAACUGGAAAAAAUCCACCAUAUUGGACUAAAACAAAAAUCAAGCCAUUAACUUUGCAUUAAAGAAUUGUUCUUUGGAGUA
Messenger RNA from Pocillopora verrucosa, 1046 nucleotides. Its product is annotated as mediator of RNA polymerase II transcription subunit 30-like. NCBI's taxonomy places the organism in Eukaryota, Metazoa, Cnidaria, Anthozoa, Scleractinia, Pocilloporidae. Gene Ontology annotation, biological process: positive regulation of DNA-templated transcription. The record is from RefSeq and is a predicted model, not a curated record. Gene Ontology annotation, cellular component: mediator complex. Gene Ontology annotation, molecular function: transcription coregulator activity.